Messenger RNA from Clarias gariepinus (North African catfish), 1466 nucleotides. RefSeq names its product carboxypeptidase B1 (tissue) (gene cpb1). Lineage: Eukaryota; Metazoa; Chordata; Actinopteri; Siluriformes; Clariidae. The transcript has 11 exons. The record is from RefSeq and is a predicted model, not a curated record. Gene Ontology annotation, biological process: proteolysis. Gene Ontology annotation, molecular function: zinc ion binding; metallocarboxypeptidase activity. The coding region runs from base 150 to 1400 and encodes 416 amino acids.
AUUAAAUUGCGAUCUUUGUUUAACCUGUACGAACUCACGGCUAAAAAUGACCUGAUAUGCUGGGGAAAAGAUGUUAAGGGAUUGGUCAGCAGCUGAUGAUCAACCUUUAUAAAAGUAAGCGUUGGCGCACCAUUGACCUGUGAUCAGGCAUGAUGAAGGUUCUUGUGUUUUUAGGGCUGGUAGCAGUGGCUCUCUGUGAGCCGACCAACUAUGUUGGGGAUAAAGUUUUCCGUAUGUGGCCUGUGAGCGAUACACACAUAACGUUCAUCAAGGAGCUGGAGGGCAAAGUAAAGGUGGACUUCUGGAACCCUGAGAACCCAAAUGCAGCCACGCUUUUCAGUGAAGUCGACAUCCGUAUCCCUGCUGCUUACAUUGACAUGGUUUUGGUCAUGCUGCAACAGAGCGGCAUGGAAUACCAAGUGCUGAUUGAUGACGUCCAGGCAGCCGUGAGACAACAGUUUGACAAUGACAGGAGGACCAAAGCCCACAGCUACAUUAAAUACAACAGCUGGGCAGAUAUCGAAUCCUGGGUCAGCUCCAUGACCAAGGGCAACCCCGCACUGAUCAGCCAGUCGACGCUUGGGAAAUCAUUCGAGGGCCGCACCAUGCAUCUGCUCAAGAUCGGAAAGAACACCGGCUCCACCAAGCCUGCCAUCUUCAUGGACUGUGGAAUCCACGCCCGCGAGUGGAUCAGCCCCGCUUUCUGUCAGUGGUUCGUCCAGGAGGCCGUGACCACCUACGGAAGCAACUCUCAGAUGACCAGCCUGCUGGACACGAUGGAUAUCUUUGUUCUUCCUGUGUUUAAUGUCGAUGGUUAUGACUACACCUGGAAGAGCGACAGGAUGUGGAGGAAGACGCGAUCUCGCAGGAGCGGAUCCACCUGCAUCGGGGUCGAUCCCAACAGGAACUUCGACGCUGGCUGGUGCACGGUGGGAGCUUCCAGUUACCCCUGCAGUGAUACUUACUGUGGACCUUCUGUCGAGUCGGAGAUCGAGGUUCAGAACGUGGCAAACUUCAUCCGCAAGAACAAGUCCAUCAUUAAGGCUUACCUCACCAUCCACUCGUACUCUCAGCUCCUCCUCUUCCCAUACUCCUACACAUACAACGAGGCCAAGGACCAUGCCGAGCUGAUGGCCGUGGCAACAUCUGCAUCAGCAGCUCUGCAGAGUCUGCACGGUACUCGCUACACAAGCGGCCCUGGAGCAGCUACCAUCUACCCUGCUGCUGGUGGUUCUGAUGAUUGGGCCUAUGAUCUGGGUGUGAAAUACUCUUUCACAUUCGAGCUCCGUGACACCGGACGUUACGGCUUCCUGCUGCCCGAGUCUCAGAUCCAGCCCACGUGCGAGGAGACCAUGCUGGCCGUCAAGUACAUCGCUGCCCACGUGCAGAAAAACCUGUAGAGGGAGAAAAAUGUGCAAGAAAUACAUGCAUGACAAUAAUAGCAAUAAAACAUGAUUUUCAAUAAA